This is a messenger RNA of Orbicella faveolata, 2362 nucleotides long. RefSeq names its product beta-galactosidase-like. The record is from RefSeq and is a predicted model, not a curated record. Gene Ontology annotation, molecular function: beta-galactosidase activity. Gene Ontology annotation, biological process: carbohydrate metabolic process. NCBI's taxonomy places the organism in Eukaryota, Metazoa, Cnidaria, Anthozoa, Scleractinia, Merulinidae.
AGUAGGGUAGCGGCUUGUCAAAAUGGAACGCCAAAUCUCGGUCCGACCUGUCCGAUCGAUCAAAUUGGACCACCUCCAGAGGUGGUCCCAAAUAUUCCGAUCGGAUCGAAACGAAAAUGACCUUUCCAUUUGACUUCCGACCGAAAUUUCCGAAAUUUUGGCAUAAUGGAAAGCACUCCAGGAUAUAAGCUCCGGCCUUGGCUCGUAUACAUACUUUACCUUUACCUUACAUCUAUGUAACAGAUAACGUGUUUCUCUUUCAGGUCCUUUUAUUGCUGCCGAGCGAGAUAUGGGUGGCUUUCCUCCUUGGUUGCUGAAAAACUACACGGCAGAAUAUUCCCCUCGUUUUAGAACGCUAUCGAACACUGCAUACAUGAGUGCAGUGGACAGAUGGAUGAAAGUCUUGCUGCCAAAAAUAAAACCUUUGAUAUAUUCUAAUGGUGGACCUGUUAUCGCUGUUCAGGUAGAAAACGAGUAUGGUUCUAUAGAACAGUGCGAUCACCAGUACUUGGCACAUUUACAAGAUCUGUUUAUGACAUAUCUUGGCAAGGAUGUCGUUCUUUUCACAAACAACGGCUGUGCCAACAGAAUGCUGGAGUGUGGAACGCUGCCCGGAAUGCUUUCCACGCUGGAUUUUGGCGGAGGUUAUGUAAAACAUUCCUUAGCGAGUAUUCUUCUGAGAGGAUAUUCUGUUAAAAAAGGAAACCCUGGAGAAGAGUGCUUUAAAAACCAGAGAUACUUUCAACCCUCUGGUCCCUUGGUCAACUCGGAGUUCUAUCCUGGAUGGAUAAACAAUUGGGGAAUCCCUUUCCAGCACCGGGAUGCAGACACUGUGGCCAAGAACCUCGACAGUUUGUUGAGCGCUAAUAUCUCCGUGAACGUGUACAUGUUUCACGGAGGAACAAAUUUUGGAUUCAUGAACGGUGCCAACAUAGGCAAAGUCUACGAACCUCAGAUAACAAGCUACGACUAUGAUGCACCAAUCAGUGAAGCUGGGGACCCCACACACAAAUACCUGGUCAUGAGAGAAGUGAUCUUGAAACACCAGGGAGUCCCGCCAAUGCCUGUUCCUCCACCAACUACUAAGCACGCUUAUGGAGCCAUAAAUAUGACCAAGGUGGCUUCGUUGUUUGAAGUCUUGGAAGAACUCUCUCCUGUUGGCCCAAAAAAAUCUCACUUUACCCAAACCAUGGAGAAUGUUGGACAAAACUAUGGCUUUAUGUUGUACCGAACUCAGAUUCCUUCAAAGUAUGCCAACAAACAGGUGGAGCUGGAAAUCGCAGGAUUGCGAGACCGGGGAAUUAUCUUUGUUGGACAGGUGCGACAGGCAACCUUACACCGAUCAGGCCCGAACAGUACAAUGUUAACCAUUGAAAGAAGUCUAACACUGGACAUACUGGUGGAGAACCAAGGUCAUCAUACAGGGAGCUCUGACAUGCAGGAUCCCAAAGGAAUUGUUGGAAAUGUGACCAUUAACAAGGAGAUCCUCACCAGCUGGGAAAUGUACCCGCUGAACUUAGACAACAUUACUGGGUGGGAAAAACCGCAGAUUCAUUCCACAAGUAAAGUGGGUGAUACCUUCACGCCUACAUUUUAUUCAGGAUUAAUUUUUCCCACACCAGAUGGCAUCCCAAAAGACACAUUCAUAAGGUUUCGGAAUUGGCAUAAGGGUCAACUUUACGUCAACGGGUUUAAUCUCGGCCGUUAUUGGCCGGACGCUGGACCUCAAGAAACUCUGUAUGUGCCGGCAUCUUUCUUGUCCGCGGGACAACAGGGAAGUAGAGUGGUCCUGUUUGAGCUCGAUGAUGCACCGUGCGACAUUCCCCUGACCUGUGUCAUUGAAAGUGUGUCAGUGCCCAUUUUGAAUGGAACCGUGCACCCUCUUUACCCUCGAGUAACGCAUUAAAUGCACCCUCCCCUCCCUGCUUAAUUUGUAACAUCUAUAAUUCAUAAUUGUAGGGACGCGUAAUUAUAAGAAAAACUCGUUAACAAUUUUCAAAAUCACGUAGCAAUGAAAAUUGUAUUUAGAAGAUUUAUGGCUUUAAAUUCCGUUGUAAGCAGUUUUCGAUUUAUUGUCGAAAGAAACGUUUUUUUUAAUUUGCUACUUUGGUUUUUUCGCAUGUGACAGCGCGCUUUAUAAAGUCACUGCAAAGGAAUUCCUUUUCUUUUCUUCAUCUUAGCUUAUAAGGAUAGAGAAGAAAAAAAGACGGGAAUUUGAGCUGGUUUUCUCGGGAUUGACUCCUGACCAACUGGUUAUAUUAAGUAAUUGUUACUGAGUGACUAGGCGCCUAUAUAAUGUAUUUUUAUUCAUAUAUUGAUUAAAAUUAUUUUAGUAAUAGAGCAAAAUAAAUAUUGUUGUUGG